Messenger RNA from Brassicogethes aeneus, 1641 nucleotides. Lineage: Eukaryota; Metazoa; Arthropoda; Insecta; Coleoptera; Nitidulidae. The record is from the annotation of a GenBank genome assembly.
AUGGCCGAUGAACAAGUGAAAGACAUUUUGUACCAAUUUGACAUGGUAGACCUAUCUUUGAAGGAGGAAGAAAAUAGAAGUCAAAGUGACAGGGAGUUUCGCGCUUCUACGAAAGGUGAUUUUUGUAGUAGAGUCUUGAAAAAGACCCAAUUGGGACGUGUUCUACUGGAGAAACAUAAACAAACACCUCGAGUAGCAAAUGAUCGCCAUCAAGUCGCCCUAAAAGUUCUCGAAGCCCUUCUUGAAGAAGACCCCGCUAGGGGCAUAAAGCGGGUUGAAUUUCAGGAUUUAGCUGAGGAAUUAGCUACUCUUUUUCCGGGCACUGAGCCGAACGCAUGGUUCAUUCCAUAUAGGCCCAAGACGGAACAAAUAAAGCAAAGAAAUGCUGGUGGGCCGCUUUACCAUUCGUAUAACUGGUUGAGAAAACAGUUUCGUACUGAAGGGAUAUUAUCCCCAUCAAGCAGGAGCUCUUCCAGUAGAUCAUCGAAACAAGCAGGAACAUCUUUGCAUCAAGUGCAAAAAGACGAUUACCCUCUUGAAGUUCCGGAUAAAUUUUUAGAAGACAUUUCAUUUUUGGAGAGGUCCACCCACCCGUGGAAAGUAGUGGAAGCCUCCUGGAAGAGAACUUUCCAAAUCAGACAAAAAAUUCUGAAGUCGGAAUCGACUUUCGUCCCCUACUUCCAGCGAUUUAAAUCGCUUAAUUGCAAUCAGGGCUAUCGUUUGAUUCUAAACGAUUUUAACGAAUUAUAUUCCUCUGCGGCUUCACCAUCUUUGUUCCAUAACCAGCUGUAUAGUUUAUCGGAAAGGAUCAUAAAAACUUCUGUAGACAAAGUGAAACAUUUAUCUUCGAAAAACGAAAAAAUAUUAUAUGGAGAUAUCUUGGAAAAACUACAAGGUGAACCUGUAAGUGACAGAGAAAGGAAAGAUUUACUCCUUUUAUUGUUUCCUUUAAUCUGUCCUCAUCCCGGCAACGUCAUUAAACAAGUGAACAAGAAGAAAUUUAGCAAAGCGUCAUACGAGGAGAUAAGAAGCACGUUUGCCAAAUUCAUACCCGAAGAGAAAGACCUUCAAGAAACCCUAUGUUUAUUAAGGAAUAGAGCAUUGACUUCUGGUGAGACUAUUCAACCAUUCAUCAUUUAUACAGGUAGCCAAUUAAAUGUAAAAAGUGCUUGGGUUAUUGUGGAUCAAAUAUUUUAUAAAUUUAACUCCUUAUGUGAGGCAGUAGAUUGCACCCUUAAAAUAUUUUUUGCAUUAGAUGCUUGUUAUCCCGCCCCUGCCAAAACAGUUUGGGGGGUACUAGCUAAAAUACUUUUAAACAUCGGAGAAGUAGGCGGAAGCGCAGGUCAGUUUGUUAUUGAUCUACAAACAAAGUUGUCGAAAGUGGUAUCUGAACCUCCUCCUCCUUCUCCUCCGACCUCUGAACCUUCUUCUAUAGCUCCUUCUCAAGUAUCUUAUGCAACUCAUUCUCAACCUACUGUGCUAGAUUCUGAUCCAUUCCUUUCAGUCGUCGAUUCGAGCAUAAGUGAACCAAGAAAUCCACUAUCCCAAAACUUUCUUCCUUUAAGCGAGUCUUUGUUGGAACCACUUUACAAUGAACAUUUAAUGGAUAUUAGUGGUUACAAAGAAUAUAUAGAUCUUUAA